Messenger RNA from Colletotrichum acutatum, 189 nucleotides. RefSeq lists its product as uncharacterized. The transcript has a single exon. The annotation marks the transcript as partial. Lineage: Eukaryota; Fungi; Ascomycota; Sordariomycetes; Glomerellales; Glomerellaceae. The record is from RefSeq and is a predicted model, not a curated record.
CCAAUGCUCGGUCACGAGCAAUGGGAGGACAUUGUCGCACGUCAUUAUACGCUUCUGUGUGAGUACUAUGACUUCUUGACAACCACGCAGGAUUACUCUGCCAGUCCAAAAUUGCGUGAGCUUGCGAGCAAGUAUGCAAUGCCAGCGCGUUUGUGGGAGAAGGGGAUACGUUCCUUGUUGAAAAGACUA